Messenger RNA from Spea bombifrons (plains spadefoot toad), 888 nucleotides. RefSeq names its product cystinosin-like. Gene Ontology annotation, biological process: L-cystine transport. The record is from RefSeq and is a predicted model, not a curated record. Gene Ontology annotation, cellular component: lysosomal membrane. Gene Ontology annotation, molecular function: L-cystine transmembrane transporter activity. The transcript is spliced from 7 exons. Bases 1 to 888 code for a protein of 295 amino acids. NCBI's taxonomy places the organism in Eukaryota, Metazoa, Chordata, Amphibia, Anura, Pelobatidae.
AUGUAUGUGCGGCAAUGUGUCCGUUUUCUGGUGAUUCAUAGCUUCACUGUGGAGGUCUUGGAGCAGAUCAUAGGCUGGAUCUAUUUCUUGGCCUGGUCUGUGUCCUUUUAUCUACAAGUGUUUGAGAACUGGCGAAGGAAAAGCGUUGUGGGACUGAGUUUUGAUUUUUUGGCAUUGAAUCUCCCUGGUUUCAUUGCAUACAGCGUUUUCAAUGUUGGGCUGUUCUGGAUAUCAUACAUUAGGGCAGUGGGUCUCAACUCGUAUCCCAACGGAGUCAUCCCAGUGGAUUCAAAUGACGUUUUUUUCAGCCUCCAUGCGGUGCUGCUUACGAUCAUUACUAUCAUUCAAUGCUGCAUUUACGAAAAAGUUUCCAAAGUAGCCACCGGCCUCCUUGUCAUUGCCUGGUUAUUUGCUUUCAGCAUGCUGAUUGUGGCCGAGGUUGGGAAGGUCACGUGGCUGCAGUUCUUAUUCUGCUUCUCGCACAUUAAGUUGGCCAUUACGCUCAUGAAGUACUUCCCUCAGGCUUACAUGAACUUCCGUCAGAAAAGCACUGAAGGAUGGAGUAUCGGAAAUGUUCUGCUAGAUCAGGGCUCGACAAAUCCCAGAUACAAACAAUUUAGGACAAAAUAUGGGACUAUCCCUUUAAAAUCAUCUGGGACACUUAGCAUCAGUAGUGAUAUCAUGAAGAGAAAAUACUGUGACAUCACAAUGACAAGCACCGAUAACUGCUGCAAGAUUUCAUCAUCUACAGACACAUCUGAGGCUGUGACGGUGCUUCACCUGCAUGAAGGGUUUGUCUGCAGACAUGGAGCUUUAAUACAGAUCCAGCCUUACAAUCUCCCAAGAGGCAGGACAAUCCUUCAAGGCAUGGACCCAGAGGCUUCGUGA